Cooperia oncophora is the source of this 1689-nucleotide messenger RNA. The record is from the annotation of a GenBank genome assembly. NCBI's taxonomy places the organism in Eukaryota, Metazoa, Nematoda, Chromadorea, Rhabditida, Trichostrongylidae.
AAAUUUGUCUCCCUUGACACGCGAUGCGGUCGUGACGCGUACGUGUACCUUGAAAAACGUGUUUCUGCCUUUUCACACUCAUUUUCACACCGUCCUUCGUCGUCGUCUGAGCAAUAUAAAAUGGAUUUAUAUGAAGAACUAGCUGUCGCCUUUCUAUUCGUUAUAGUUACUGCUAUAGUUAUAUACGUCUUUCGGAAGCUAUUGGAAGAGAGAAAACGGAAAUCAAUUAACGACUCUAUAUCAGCCAAAAGUGGACAUUACUGGACACGAGUCGAUUUUGUUGAUCGAGGAUUCUUUUGUGCCUCAUGUAAAACGCAUUUGAUCUCCGGUUAUGAAUGUGAUUACUGUACCCUAAAAGUGGAUGAGGUUGCUUGUGCUCGUAAUAUUGCUGCCAAGGUUACUUGUAAAACUGUUCAAAGACCAGAUGAUAAUGGGCGGUUUCACCACGAUUGGAUCCCAGGGAAUAUUGAUUCGGACCAGUUUUGUUGCAUUUGUGAUGAACUCUGUGGUGGCGGUGUCGGUCUGCGGGAUUAUUCCUGUUGCUUAUGUUGGCGUGUAAUACAUACGCCUUGCCUAAAGAAGCUGUCAUCUGAUGUCUGCGAUUUUGGCGAGUAUAGGAAAUUCACCUUUCCUCCUCAUAGCGUAAUUACUAGAAAAGCUGGGAAAAAAUUGGUCAUUGACCGGUUACUACUAUCUGACCAAACUGACUUCAAACCUAUAAUUGCACUAACAAAUACAGUUUGCGGAUCGUGUACUGGUAAAGUAGUGUAUAGAAACUUCCUUCGUCAUCUCCAUCCAAGGCAGGUUAUUGACGUGCAAAAAGAAAACAUAAAAGCUGCUUUGCAAUGGAUUGAUGAUUAUCCUAAGAUUGAUGUGAGACUUAUUGUUGCCGGUGGCGACGGAACAAUAUCGAAUGUCUUGGAGGUGCUGGAGCAGUUCAGUCGUAAACCACCGAUGGCCGUUCUUCCUCUUGGAACUGGAAACGAUUUGUCCAGAGUACUGGGUUGGGGUGGAGGAACGAACGGCGACUUGAAUAUCCUCGAGUAUCUCAAUGAUGUCUACGCCGCGGAUGUACAAAAGUUGGACAGGUGGAAUGUAAUGAUCAAAUCGAAAAAUCAGUUUGGUAGAAGAACGGUUAUUACGAAUAAGAAAAUGAGUAACUAUAUAUCGAUUGGAGUUGAUGCCAGUGUCACAUUUGGUAUGCAGACUACAAGAAAAUCGAUACCAAAAGUAUUGAGUAGCAGGCUGCUCAACAAAUUUCUUUUUUUCUCCUUCGGUACUAAAGAUGUAUUUACUCGAACCUGUAAAGGACUGCGUGAUAACAUUUCUCUUUACUUGGAUGAUAAGUUAAUUGAACUGCCCGGGAUCGAAGGCCUCGUCUUUCUCAACAUUCAGUGUUGGGGCGCCGGUGUACAGCCAUGGAAAUAUGCAGACGAUGAGCACCCACAAAAGAUCGAUGACGGAGUUUUCGAAGUUUUCGCGGUCACAUCGUCCUUUCAUAUUGCUCAAAUGCAGGUUGGGCUUGCUUCACCGCUUUUCAUUGGACAAGCGAGAAAAGCCUGUUGUCGUGACGAGAAUGACGGUGAGGCAUGGAUGCAGUCGAGAUGCGAAUUUCAUCUAUCCCAUCAUGGAGAAAGUAGGAUGUUAAAAAAAUUGGACUCACCAAGCUCACCGAAAACGUUUUUCUGA